Malania oleifera is the source of this 2623-nucleotide messenger RNA. RefSeq names its product squamosa promoter-binding-like protein 6. The transcript is spliced from 4 exons. Gene Ontology annotation, molecular function: DNA binding. Gene Ontology annotation, cellular component: nucleus. The record is from RefSeq and is a predicted model, not a curated record. NCBI's taxonomy places the organism in Eukaryota, Viridiplantae, Streptophyta, Magnoliopsida, Santalales, Ximeniaceae. Bases 174 to 1739 code for a protein of 521 amino acids.
CUUCCUCCCAAAAGCUACAAAAGACCUCGACAUGCUUUUCUACAGGGUAGUGGAAAUCAUGUUGACUCUUCCCAGUGUAUCUGCUUCGACCUCACCCCAGACCUGAAAACCCACCUUCUCCACUGUUCAAUCUGGAUUUUACAUAUAUCUGCUGCUUGAAUUCUGUUCUGCUAAUGGAGCCUUGCAGCUAUAGUUCGGAAGGGAAGAGCCUUUUGUUUUCUGAAGAAAUGGAUUUUACUGUUGAUGCUCUUUCUAGGAGUAGAAGAGUCUUAGUGGGAUGGGACAUGAAACAACCUAGCAGUGGAUUGGAAGAAAUAUCAGAGAGACAAGCAGUGGAAAACAUGGAAUUCAUGGAAGUGGGUAUCCCUAACAUGAUGAGAAAACCACUUCCUAGUAGUCAUAGUGUGGGGAUUUCAGGUUGUGGGCUUAGCAGCGAUCCCAGCAAGAGAGUGGUUUCUCCUACUUGUAUUUCUAAUUCGUACUCAAUUUGUGGGGAAGAAGAGUCUGGGUCAAGGCUCUCAAAUGGUGUGAUGGAAUCAAACAGUCAGGAUUCAUCACUAAUUGAUUUGAAGCUUGGGAGGUUGGCUGAUUGCUCUGAUACAAAGAACAGUAACAAUUCGAGGGAGAGAUCUGUGUUAUCUUCUGUAGCUUCAUCUUUACCAGCAAAAAGAGCCCGCACAUCAAGAUCAAGUGUGUACCCCCAGACUCCCUUUUGCCAAGUGCUUGGUUGUAACAUGGAUCUUAGCUCCUCAAAGGACUACCAUAAAAGACAUAAAGUUUGUGAUUUUCACUCAAAGACUGCCAAAGUCAUUGUUAAUGGCAUCGAACAAAGGUUUUGCCAGCAGUGUAGCAGGUUCCAUUUGUUGGCUGAAUUUGAUGAUGGUAAACGUAGUUGUCGCAAACGCCUUGCUGGUCAUAAUGAACGUAGAAGGAAGCCUCAAUUUAAUAACCACUCUGGUAAACCACAAAAUUUGUUUCAGUCAUAUCAAGGCAAUGGGCUUCUAGGACCUUCCUUACCAAGAAGAGCAUCUUUUGUUUUCCCAGACAUACUUCCUGAUACUGUUCUUUGUCCAGAAAGACAUACACAGGGUAAUUGCAGCAGGCAGGUCAAAUUAGAAGAUAAACCAAGUUUCUGUCCUGAAUUGGCAAUGCCUAUGUCCUAUAGGCAGCAGCUUCCAAAGCCCUUCUUCCAUCUGCAUGGUGUGGGAAAGCUGUAUCCUUCUGGAAUUCCUCCAUUGGAAACCAAAGAUUUUUCUGUCUUCAAUGCAGCAUCGACUGUUCAAGAGUUAUCUGGGGCAUCAAACUCCAGUUGUGCUCUCUCUCUUCUGUCAGCUGAGUCCCAAAGCUUAGCAACCCAUUGUGCUGGAAUUCCGGUGACUGACCCCCUAAUUAUCCAGGAUACCCAUGCCCAUUAUGGCAUGGGACAAAAUUCCGAAAAACCUCUAGGAGUAAGUUUUUUGGAAAAAUGUGCAUCAAAUGGAUUUUAUUCAUCUGGAGUACACUCGAUGGAAGUUGAUCAGGUGGGGCCUAUAACGCAUUCUGAUGCUGCUAAUGCUAUUGACUUUGAAGUCCAUGGGACAUUGCAAGGAUUGAGUUUUCUAAAAACCAAAUAUUGUCUUUCGAAUGAGCAUGGACCCACUGUUGAUUUGCUCCAAUUGUCGACUCAUCUUCAAAGAGUGGAGCAACAGAAGAAUUCCAUGCUUGUAAAGCAAGAAAAUGAUAAUUUUUGCUGUAUUUGACCACUGAGGGUUAUGAAUUCUGCAAGGUAUGUCAGCAUAUUCCAUUUGAAUAUUUCUUUGCUAUUUCUUUUAAUUCCCCAUUUAGAAGUGGGAGUGCUUACCCAGCUAAAAUAUUUAUAUACAUACGCUACUGUGUGGAUGUUAGGCUGGAGAACCACAGGCCUGUCGUAGUGGGUGUGGAAAUUGAGGCAAAGCAAGGAUAAGAAACAAAAAAAAAAUUGGUAGGAUGUGUUGCAUUACCUAAGAUUUAAAAUGGCAAAAGGAGAGGAGCAGAGGGACUCAUGAUUGAAAUGAUCUACUUUUAAGAGCAACCAAUGUUGAGUUCUUUGCUUUGUAGAAAUUGCUCCAUUAUUUAGUUGUACUUAAAAAAAAAUUGUACUUGAUGCCUACUAAUGCGAACACUGUUAUUUAAAGAUCACUUGAAGAUAAAUUUAAUGGAAACCUUUUGCUGCUCCUCCUCCCACCUGGAUGGUGGGGAAUGAUCUGCCUAUUGUAAAGGCAUGUUAACAUACCCAAAUUUGCCUUCAGUUAAUUUAGAUUGUUAACCUUGGUGCAGGUUGAAGGCAACUAUGGAAAUGCUCCAUUGGAUAAGUUCAACUGACUUGACUGAUGCACUUUAUGGAGGGCUAGAAGAAUCUUCAGUUGACAUAAGUUAUAGCAUUCCCUUUUUUCUUUUUCAACGAAUUCCAUUAAAAGAAUGCUGUGUAGAUUUUUGUGCUGUCAAGUAAUGUUAAAUUUGGAACCAUAUGUUUCUUCAGCUGCUCAAGUCUCUUCCUCUGCAGCUCCAUGGGAGUUCAAAGUUUACUGUUGCUUAGAAUGGACAAUGCUGUAUAUUUUGUGGAAAAAAAAAAAAAAAAGCAGAAAAGAAAAUUUGCUUGAUCUGA